Messenger RNA from Lolium perenne, 348 nucleotides. RefSeq lists its product as uncharacterized. The record is from RefSeq and is a predicted model, not a curated record. Lineage: Eukaryota; Viridiplantae; Streptophyta; Magnoliopsida; Poales; Poaceae.
AUGAGCCCCGACGUGGCGCUCUACCUCGAGGUCGCCGCGGUGGUGGCCAUGGUGGUGCUCAUCGUCGCCCUCGCCGCCGCUGCCUCCGGCGCCUGCCGCAAUGACUGUCGCGCCGCGGCGGCAGCCGACGCCGACAUGGAGCGCGCGCUCGGCGACGCGACGCUGGUGCCGCGCGCGCCCGACGAGCUGGUGCGCGUCGUGCCGGCGUGCGGCCACUUCUUCCACGCGGCGUGCGACGCCGACCGGUGGAUCCGGACGCGCCGGACGUGCCCGCUCUGCCGCGGCGCGCUCUGGCCGCGCGCGGUGCCGAUCGGCGCCGGCGCGGCCGUCGUCGUGGCCGUACCGUAG